Rotaria socialis is the source of this 1830-nucleotide messenger RNA. The record is from the annotation of a GenBank genome assembly. Lineage: Eukaryota; Metazoa; Rotifera; Eurotatoria; Philodinida; Philodinidae.
AUGAGGGGAGGAAUCAACAGUAACUACCGCUCUAAUAAAAAAAGUCAAUCAUCAAUUCUGCAACUAAAUACUUCAGCUAUUAAUGCAAUGGGACAAAAUAACAAUCGAACGAACGCGAAAAAUAUUAACACAACAGCAGCCUACAAUUUGGAAGAAAUGAUCGCGUACAUCCGGCAAAACCCCAAUAUAGCACUAGGUAUUCAUCAUCAUCUUACCGAAGCUCCACAUCUGCAACAACUUCAUACUCCAAUUGAAGCUUCAACACCACAAACACCUAAACGAAAUCUUGAUUCAAGUGAUAGCAAUGAUGCACAAAUAUCAAAACAGCAACGCGUUUUAUCGAACAGAAAACAAAAAGAAUAUGGUCAAAUGAAUGUAUCAACAGCUCCAAAGGCGUCACUUCCUUUGAAUAAUAAUAUUGUGCUAGAUCAACACCAACCACAAAUAUCAGAACAUCAACAAGGUCGUCUCCCAUUUGAGCAGCUGAAACGAGCUGUUUCAAGCAACCUUCCGUGUUUUUUAAUUGAAUAUGAUCAAGAUGUCAACUCGAAGAAUCGUCCAUCCGAUAUAUCAGCAGCAAGUUUUCUUGAAGAUCACUUCAAACAACAAGGAAUCUCAAUCACUUUCUCGCUCGUCGGUCAUUCAGGUAUUAAAUUAAAAUUAGGCGUAAGCAACAAAGAAAUGUAUGCAGCAUUAAUAUCUACUGAUAAAUGGCCGGCACAAAUCAAUAAUAUCAACAUCACUGUCAUAAAACCAAAAUUUAUUCCUGAUGCUUUCGCUCUUGUAGUACGCUACAUACCUCUUCAGUACAAUGAAGAAUAUGUCAAAGAAGAAAUUGAACGAAAUCUUCAAUCAGUUGAAAAUGUUAGACGCAUUCAAUAUCAUUUUCAACGAAGAACAAAUGAUUUUCGAUUUGUUGUUAAAGAUUUACGGGAAUAUAAUUCUACGAUAAAAUUAGGUCGAAUAUCGAUUGGAAAUACUCUCUGUACCAUUACUCCAUUCCUGACCGGGAAUCGUAUGACAUUUUGUACUCGUUGCUGGUGUUUAGGUCAUAUGAGAGAUAAAUGUGAACUAGAAAAUCCUCGUUGUCGUAUAUGUCUUGAAAAUCUUAUCAAUGGUCAAACGCACGUAUGUUUGAAUAGAGCUCGCUGUGCUCAAUGCAAUGGCGAUCAUCAAUCAUUAUCUAGUGAAUGUAAUAAAGUAGUAGAAUAUCGAUCAGAAUUAAAAGCUCAAGUCAACAAUGCGAUAUCGUCAGGAAAAUUACACCGAUUAAUACCUCAAGAACGCACUCAAUCAAUGGAGUUUCAAACAAAGCAAAAUGAAUUUCCAUCAUUACCACAGUGUAUGUCUGGUGCAACACCGUGGAAACUGGCUUCAUCACAACAAGCAACAACAACUAAUAUAAAUGGAAGUGAAGAUGUAACAAAAAUGCUGAUAUCGAUAAAUCAAAAUAUUUUAGAUAUGAAGGAGUAUACUCAUCGUAUUGAUGAAAAAUUAGAUCGUAUUAACGAUAAGGUCAAUCAAACUGCUCUAGAUACGGAACUUCAUCAAGCAACACUGGAGAAAUUAUUACCUAUAUGCGCAUCAAUCGUUUGUGACUUUAUUUGGCCCGUGAUGGCUCAGAACGUUGCUGGACUAGGUGACAAACAUUCACAAUUGCAAAAGCUAUUAAGUAACGUGGAUUUGUUAUUACGUGAUCUAAAGUCGGACUACUCAGCUCGACGUAAACGCAGUACAUCUCCGCCACCACAGCUCUCGCCAUCUCAACAACCUUCAAAAUCGCCUAAUAUCACUACGAACAUUGAACUUGAUCAAAAUAUGAGCAAAUAG